Aspergillus ibericus CBS 121593 is the source of this 3759-nucleotide messenger RNA. RefSeq lists its product as uncharacterized. The transcript has 6 exons. The record is from RefSeq and is a predicted model, not a curated record. NCBI's taxonomy places the organism in Eukaryota, Fungi, Ascomycota, Eurotiomycetes, Eurotiales, Aspergillaceae. Bases 478 to 3630 code for a protein of 1050 amino acids.
AAGGCCCAUUAUCACGCCUGAACCUGCUUAUCAGCGAUGUCAACAGUCCCGACUCGGUGAAGAGUGGUCGCGCUCUUGGCACACGGCCCAGGCUCCACUUGGGAAAGUUCGCGGCCGAUCGCCACUGACUGCAACCCAAGACGCUGGGAAGCAGAACUCGAAGCUUCGCUAUUUUUCCGACCUGCUGCUCCGGGGGUUGAAGCAAACGCGAAAAUACACGCGACCUGCCUACAAACCUGCUAGAGCAGAUUACGCAAUUCCCUGUCUCCAUCUACAUCUCACCCAACCAGCGUCAAGCCGCUUUGCGAGAGUUUAACCGGCCUGCAACUGGCGUCGCCGAUCCAAUCACGUGGUCUGGGGAAGUAGGCCUGUCGAUGAGGGGGCCGGCACGAGCCCCAGAAUUCAGCAUUGAUCCCAUCGGCUAUUAGGGGGUGAGGAAAGUGAGGACCCCUGUCGUCGAUAGGGAAAGGCUUCAGGAUGGCAACUCAAGUCGACUCAGACCAGUCUUCGUCGCAGGCGUACUCUGGCGACGAUAGCCAGCCGAAUCGCGAAUGGAAGCUUUUCGGCAAGGUGAAAAAUGCCUGGAAGAAGCUGGAAUUGGAUAUGCCGACUCUGCUUCUCAUGAUGAAGGGUGCCCUGCCACCGACAAUUUGUGUCGCGAUGUACCAAGCGAAUGCUGUUUCAUCGCUAUUUAACACUGUCGGAUACUUUGUGGCUAUCAUCUCUGUUUUAGGGUUCUCGAUCAUGCCUCGUGCCAAGUUCAUCCAGAUGCUGGUGCUUGAUGUGUUGGCAGCUUGCGUCGCGUCGGCUGUCGCUCUACUCAUGAUGUAUUCAUGCAUCAAGGCACGUCAGCACACCGAGUCUGCUGCCGAUGCUGCCAGCGGCAGCGCCUCAUCCGCGCCGUAUAAUUCGUCUGCAGCAGCGGUCAGUGGUGUCUGGUUGUUUUUCGAAAUCUACGCGGUUCACACGUUCCGGGCCAAGUUCCAGCAAUUCCAAUUCCCCGUCAUCAUCUAUUCGAUCGUUGCCAAUGUUACGUUUACAUAUGCUUCUCGGCUCGCGACUAUGACCGCGGGCAUCACCCUUGUCAAGAAGUUGCUCGAAGCAUGUUUGACCGGACUGGGAAUUGCGACGGGCGUCUCGUUGUUCAUUCUUCCAAUGAGUACUAGAGGGGUUGUCUUUAAACAAAUGGCAGGCUACAUCGGGUCCCUGCGCGCUGCACUCAAUGCCCACACAGCCUACUUCGAGACGUUGGAAAAGGACGACAUGUUUGGCCGGGCAGAGACGUACGACUCGACCGUGGAGAAGGUCACUGAUAAAGGCAAGGUGUAUAGCCCGGAGGCGCAGGCUAUCCGCACGGCCUGCCAGAAGGUCACAGACCUUCAUGCCAAGAUACACGGUGACCUGACCUUUGCGAAGCGUGAAAUUGCCAUCGGGAAGCUUGGACCGGACGAUCUCCAGGCGAUCUUCCGACAUCUGCGCCAGAUCAUGAUUCCCGUAGUCGGCCUCAGCUUUGUUGUGGAUAUCUUUCAGCGUCUCUCCGACUAUAACAAAUGGAACCAGCCCAUCGACCAGACCGGAACGGAAAUCCCCGAUGCGGUGCGGCAGCGGGUUAGACAAGAAUGGAACGAGAUCAUGAGGGCCGUUCAUGACCCCUUUAGCUCCAUGAUCCACACCAUUGAUGGGGGCCUGCAACACGUUUCUCUUUUACUUGAGCUGACUAGGCCACCGAAAACAUCGACUGUUAGCAAAGAAACUGACGAUGUCGAGGCAACGGCUUGUCCAAAGCCGGGUGAAAAAGGGUUCUCAGAGUUCUAUGCAAAGAAAAUUCGCGACUUCAAGUACGCUAAGCGGAUUGCCUUGCGGAGCUGGAGUGAAGAGAAGGGCAUCAUCUUGCCGCCUGACUUCUUUGAGCAUCCAUCGUCCGUGCACCUGGAUGUGGAUGAUAUUCCCGACAAUGCCUUUGGUGUUGGCCGAGACCGGAGCCGACGGCAGCUGUACCUAAUCCUCUAUGUGGAGCAACUGCUCGAAUCGACCGGCCACGUCGUCCAUGAUUUCAUCCAGUUUGCGGACGAGAAGGUCGCAAGUGGCAAGCUCGCACGACAGCGCCUUAUCAUACCGGGCUCCAAGCGUUUGCUGAAAUGGCUCAUCAGUGCUUUCAAAGCGGACGACUCGCACGAGGACGACAAUUUGGGUGGUGAUAUUAACUCCCAGAGCAACAUUCUCCAAUUGGGUGAGGCUUACAAGCACCGAAAGAACCCGGAACACUUACCGCCAGAGAAUUCACUCCAGAAAUUAGGAGAUAAGAUUAGACUCAUUCCUUCGGCGUUGCGCUCACCGGAAUCUGCGUAUGGCUUCCGAGUAGCCUGUGCCACAAUGACCGUGGCGGUGGUCUCCUUUCUUCACGAUACGCAGAGCUUCUUUGUCAAGCAGCGAUUCGUUUGGGCCAUGAUCAUGGUCAACCUCAGCAUGUCACCCACGUCAGGACAAAGCAUCUUUGGCUUCGUUCUUCGCCUUCUAGGUACCGUUCUGGCGAUGGUGCUCAGCCUUUUGGCCUGGUAUAUCCCGGGACAGAAGACCCCGGGCAUUAUCGUCUUCCUCUUCAUUUUCUUAACCUGCGUUUUCUAUGUGCCGAUCAAGCAAUUCCGGUUUCGCAUCAUUGGCAUCAUCACCAUCAUUUCGACUACGAUGAUUGUGGGCUACGAGCUCGAGGUGCGGAAAAUCGGAGAGGCCGUGGCUGCUUCAAACGGGCAACAGUACUACCCCAUCUACCUCCUUGGACCCUACCGACUGGCCACGGUGGCCGCCGGUAUUGCUGUGGCCUUUAUCUGGACCUUCUUCCCCUAUCCGAUCUCAGAGCACUCCGUCCUCCGCCAAAGUCUAGGGGCCUCCUUGUACCUCCUGGCUAACUACUACUCCAUCAUCCACGAGACAGUAUCCGCACGAAUGCGAGGCGACGAAGGGGACCUAGCACUAAAGACCUCCUCCGGCCGUCGACUCUUGAAAGCCCGCAACAAAGUAUUCUCCAAACAAAUGCUCAUGCUAAACAACCUCCGAACCUAUGCUGGAUUCCUCAACUGGGAAGUCGCCAUUGGCGGCCGCUUCCCCAAGAGACGCUACAAAUCCAUCAUCACAUGCAUCGAAAACAUCGUAAGCUACCUCAGUCUGCUCGGCUACGCCUCCGACACCCUUCUCCAGCUUGGUGGCGGCGACGACGAAUCCGAUUCCGCCUGGCUACACGACUUCCGUCGACUCGUCGCCAGUGCGCGCGUCACUACUCACGAGGUCACCACCCUCCUGUGUCUCCUGUCCGCGAGCAUCACCAAUCAGCAGCCGUUACCACCGUAUCUGAAAGCACCGCGACCCUACAGUUUCUCGAAGCGACUAGAAGCCCUGGAUAAGGAUAUUCUCAGUCUGCGACAUAUUGCGGAGCCGGGCUUUGCUACGUUCUCGGUGUUACAGAUCUCGACAAGAUGUAUUGUCGGUGAUGUGGAGAGACUUAUGAAGGACGUCAAAGCCUUGGUCGGCGAGCUGGACUUUUCGUUCCAUGCCGUUAGCACGGCACAUAGUGUGAAAUCGUCGGCUGAAGUGUCGCGCAUUUCGAGACCGUCGUCGCGGAAUAAGAUGGAUUAAUGGAAUGGGAUGAGAUGAGAGGAGAGAUGUAGAUGUAUGUGCAUACGCGAUAGAGAUUACGUAUAGUUUGGUGUUGGUAUAAUAGCGCUGAUGCCAUUGAAAUGACUAUUACUUAUUACUAUAGUUAGU